CGCAUGUGUACACAGUUAUUUGCAAAUAUUUUUCCUACGUCACCUGCGUUAUUAUUGUUGUUAUUACGGCGAGCGGACGACGACCAUAUUAUUAUUAUAAUUUGUCGUGUCCGCAAAAUAAUGCGAGAUCGUCCUCCCGCGCGCGCGUUGCUGUGACAAUAUCCGCACUGUGACGCUCACCCUCCGAGCUGUCGGUUUACUGAAACCGCAGUCGUCGUGUCGAAAACGCGCGGUAUGUUCGGUAUACUGGUUCUGGGCUUGUCGACGGCGGCGUUUCUGUUUGGCCGUUUUGGUUGUGACGGUCAGACGGCCGAUGUCGGCUCGCUGACGUCCCAAAUCGGCGGUUACGCGGUAUUCAAAUGUCCGGCAGUACCGCAACCGCGGUUCGACCACGACGGCGGUCUUCGCCGUCUUGUUGCCGUACGUUGGACAAAAGACGGCCAGACGGUAUUUACGUGUUCAGAAGGUACAUUAACCACCGACGAACGUUACGACGGACGGACUACCGUAGUAGAACCUCCUGAGUUUAGCGAUGCCGUCUAUAUUGCUAUUAAUGUUUCCAGUCUCCGUGAAUCAGACACAGGUGACUAUGAAUGUCAUGUAACUUACAGUGGUGAUGCAGGUCCGUUGCAGCAUUCCUCGUCACGGGCACCUUUACCAACACUGUCGUCACCUCAGUCGAGCACAGACUCGACGUUGAAUGCUGUCGACAACGAUAUGGGUGCUACAGCAGGUGUACGAUUCAGGCUUGAUGUCGAAGGUGGAGAUGUGAUGAGUAUACCGCCGAUCAACCAAACUCGAAUGGAACACGAGUCCGUUCAUUUCAGUUGCGUCAAAGAAGAUCCAGAGUUCGUAGUCCAGUGGUAUAAAGACGGCAUACCGCUAGAUGAUUUGCCAUUCUUAAAUGGUAGAUUUCUCGUUACUCCGGAAGGUUCCUUAGACAUCUAUGACGCAGCAUUAAACGAUAACGGUUUUUAUUCGUGUCGCAUAGUAUCGGAAAAAGGAACACUGACUGCCGGUGCUUUUCUCAACGUUCAGUUCAAAGCGAAAGUUGUGUAUUCACCUGCUGAAGUUUUUCUUGCUUACGGUAAGCCCGGUACUUUGGAUUGUCACUUCCAUUCCAACCCACCACUGACAAAAAUAAGGUGGGAAAAAGACGGGUUUUUGUUCGAUACAUACAACGUUCCCGGAGUAUACCACACUCUAAACGGGUCUCUUUAUUUUGAUCGGGUAGAGAAAGAACACGGUGGCAAAUAUACGUGCACGCCAUUCAAUGAUUUGGGCACCGAAGGUCCGUCUACGCCAAUGGACGUUAUUGUCCAGCACCCACCGAAAUUAAUUGUUGUACCUAAAGUGUUGUACUUCCGUAAACUUGGCGAUAAUAUCACGAUGCCAUGUGAAGCAGAACAUUUCGACAAUAGAGGCCCGGCAAUUGUUUGGCAAAAGGCGGACGGUAAAAGUUUAUUUUAUCCUCGAGUGACAGUCACCGGAGGUAAUCUUACUUUGACUGGAGUAAGGAGUGAAGAUAGAGGUGUCUAUAGAUGUGUGGCGUCCAACAUCGCAGCUACUAUUUCAGUGGAAACUGAGUUGAUAGUUGAGGAAAACCUAUUUCACCGUAAACAUUUCGAUUUGCAUGUUAAUUCAACUAACAAAAAUAUCGUUGCGUAUUGGAAACGACCAUAUUCAUUCUGCACAGUUUGGAGUAGAGACACAAGCUCAGCAUCGUCAAAUUGGAAUGCAACAGCGACGUCCAGUGACGGGAAAGCAAUUCUAUGGAAUUUAAACACCGGUGGGGAAUACGAGAUAAUGGUGUCGUGCCAGGACGAGAUGACCGGUGAAUCUAUGUUCAGCAGAUCAAUUCUGACUAGUCAAUCGAAAGAAACCAUCGGCCAGUUGACCGAAGAGUUGCACGAAAAGCCUCCGAGUCUCGUUGACGAUAACCACCCGUUUGACAUUCGAGUUGAACGCUCCGGUACCGGCUAUAAUGUAUCAUGGAUAACGAAUAAGUCCAGCACCGAACAUCGCAUCAAGCGGUACGAGGUUAAAUGGUACGACGCUCACGAUGGCUCAGAACUUGGAUCAGUGUCUACUGAAGCCAACAAAAGAUACAUAGUGGUAGAGCUAGCCGGUGGCAAAACCUACGGGAUCGUGGUAACAGCCACCUCCACGGAUGGCAGACAGACGUUCGUCGGUAGCCGUUCGUUCCAUUCCUCGGCUGCAGCCUUGGCAGCAACUACCACUUCGUCCUCGUCACCGUCGACGGCCUUUACAAAAUACUAUUACAUGGUGCUGUUCGGUUUGCUCAUUGCCGGUUUCGUCGUGUUGUGCUGCAAUUGCUGUAGCGGUAAGGAUAGAUGAUAUUGUACGAACGGUAAACAUAUUAUUAUUAUAUUCUAACGUACCUAUUUAUCCACCAACAAACGGUAUCCGCGGUAUCAGUAGCGCCGAUCUCCACUGUUAUUAAUUAUUACCUAUUUAUAUGUAUACCUACCUACUAUUAUAUAAUGUGUUUAUGGGACAAUAUAAAAAAAAAAAAAUAAAAAAAAAAAUAACACCUCAUCCCAAAAACCUACAUUACCUACACCUGUUUUAUAUAAGUAUUGCUGCGUUUAUUGUUAUAUAGUUUCCAUAUCGUCCAUACAUAUAUUAUUUUUAUUAUAUUGUUAUUAUCACGUUGUACAAACCCAUCACGUCCAUCAUUAUUAAUUGAUUAAUAAUACAAGAAAUCUACAGUCAAGUGUUUCAUUUUAUAACGAUAAUUAUACAGAGUUUGGCACACUACAACUAUACCUAUUAUAAUAAUAUAUAAUAACUAAUAAGUAUUAAUAUUAUGUUAUAUACCUAUAUGUUUAUCGUCAUUAAUUAUUAUUAUUAUUAUUUAUUAUUACUCUA
Aphis gossypii (cotton aphid) is the source of this 2892-nucleotide messenger RNA. RefSeq names its product protein borderless (gene bdl). Bases 235 to 2358 code for a protein of 707 amino acids. Gene Ontology annotation, biological process: cell-cell adhesion. NCBI's taxonomy places the organism in Eukaryota, Metazoa, Arthropoda, Insecta, Hemiptera, Aphididae. The transcript has 9 exons. The record is from RefSeq and is a predicted model, not a curated record. Gene Ontology annotation, cellular component: cell-cell junction. Gene Ontology annotation, molecular function: cell adhesion molecule binding.